UCAAGAACGAUACACGUUCUACGCGCGUCUCUGUCGAUUUCACCCUUCCGGUCCAUCACCGAGCGCGUACGAUUCGCGCGGAAACAGGUGGCAACGUGAUGUGACAUUACACCGUGUUUCCCGACAGUGUUUGCGUCAAGUGACUGCAGUUACUACGAUAUUUGGUUUUUUUCCGGUUACCGUGGGAUUUUCACAGUGGCGCGUCGCGUUCGUAAGAGACCGGCAAGCGUUGUUGCGUACCGCGUCUCGCACCCUGUGUUGUUCGCUCCCGUUUGUGUUUGACCGGAAAAUUAUCGCGCAAAAGUGUAUCGGGGGUUGAUAAUCGUAAGGAUGUAUUGGCACAUGGCCGAGAUGACAGAAGCGCGAUAAAGGCGCGGAGAUUCGGCUACGCCCCGCACCCCAACCGUCAUGGCAACUCGUCGACCCGACGUAACACAGGAUAGAGGCAAUUUGAGCGAAUUUAAGAGAGUUUAAAGUACGCGCUGUCACGCGAAGCGAAUCGAAUCGACAUCGUGCACGGAUUAUACGCGGACGAUUGUGAGUGAACCGCGUUCAAAAGUGACGCGAACGAGCGUGAGAAAAAGAACAGCGCGGCCGUGGAUUUGCCGCUGAAACUCCGAUCGCUAUGCUUUCUCCGCGUCCCGUCAUACACUUCUCGUUACUCUUCCGUUUUUAACCUUGACGCAAUAGAAUUUAUCGUAGUUUGUUGUACAAUUCGUAUAUAGUUUAUUUGACUUUCGAAACAGUGUUACGGGUCGUUUGGACAAUUACGUGCAAUCGUUUGGAACACCAUGUACCGACGGCUCCGAUUUUAAUCCGUCUCUCGGCUACAAAAAGGCUGAUAUUUCAAAAUGGAGUUGCGGGAAAGGUGCUUCGUGUAUCAGGAAGAGAAACAGCGUACGCCAGUGACGGAAUUGAAUCGGUGAUAAAUCUUGGAUUACGCGCUGCAAAAGGACAUACCGACGCCAUUUUUUUUUCUUCCGAGAUACUGUGCUUUCACGAUCGUUUUCGAUAUUCAUUGCUCAACGACUGUUCAAGUUUGUGAUAAGAAUAAUAGUGCAAUCGGCGUGUGAACUUGUGCAUUUUAUUUUACUUGUACCGUGUGUCAGUGUGAAGGUGUACGUGGAUGUGUUGUAUAUGCAUAUUGAAAGUGAGGAUUUGAGGAUAACAGAGGUUAGUUUGAGUUAAUGACGAUGGUGAUCGCUGGGAAUGGAGUAGCACGGCGUGUGUUCGUCAAAAUAUGAGGACAGCGUCCUUUUGCGACCCGAGGGAAUCAGUUUUCAGAGAAAAUGUAUCUCACACGCGUCUUCUUGGUUCUUCUACUGGCUGCCAGCUCGAGAUGCAUGUGCUCGAGCGGCUACACUGGCCAGAAUUGCGAGAACGAAUAUAUUCCCUGUGAUCCAUCGCCAUGUAAAAAUGGAGGCACGUGUCAUCAAAUCGACGAUCUGGAGUACGAGUGCAAUUGUCCAGAGGGAUUUCGUGGCGAUCAAUGCGAGGAGAACAUCGACGAUUGUCCAGGGAAUCUCUGUCAGAACGGUGCAACCUGCAUGGACAGGAUAAACGAAUACUCCUGUCUGUGCCCGCCAUCGUACACGGGCACACAAUGCGAGCUCGAUGUGGACGAGUGCUCGGUCCGGCCAUCCUUGUGCCACAACGGUGCCACGUGCACCAAUUCUCCUGGCAGUUAUUCGUGCAUAUGCGUGAACGGAUGGACCGGACCCGAUUGCAGCGUCAACAUCGACGAUUGUGCAGGAGCCGCCUGUUUUAACGGCGCUACCUGCAUCGACCGCGUCGGCAGCUUCUACUGUCAAUGCACCUAUGGAAAGACUGGACUGCUGUGUCACUUGGACGACGCGUGUACAUCGAAUCCUUGUCACGAGGGUGCGAUUUGUGAUACCAGUCCCAUCAAUGGAUCGUUCACUUGUUCCUGUGCCACUGGGUACAAGGGGGCAGACUGCUCGGAGGACAUCGACGAGUGCGAGCAGGGAUCCCCAUGCGAACACGACGGUAUCUGUGUGAACACUCCCGGUUCAUUCGCAUGUAAUUGCACACAAGGAUUCACUGGACCCAGAUGCGAAACGAACGUGAACGAGUGCGAAUCCCACCCUUGUCAGAACGAUGGUUCCUGUCUCGAUGAUCCUGGGACGUUCCGGUGUGUCUGCAUGCCUGGUUUCACCGGAACCCAAUGCGAGAUCGACAUAGACGAAUGCGCCGCAAAGCCAUGUCUGAACGGAGGAGUCUGCACCGACCUGAUAAACUCCUUCAAAUGCACCUGUGCGAACGGUUUCGCCGGCUCCCACUGCCAAAUCAACAUAGACGACUGUGCCUCCUCACCCUGCAAAAACGGCGGAAUUUGCCAGGACUCCAUCGCGAAAUACACCUGCGAGUGUCCUCCAGGAUUCACGGGAGCCUCCUGCGAGACGAACAUCAACGACUGCCAAUCGAAUCCCUGCCACAGCGGGACCUGCAUCGACGGAGAGAACAGUUUCAGCUGCAAUUGUUUCCCUGGAUUCACCGGCAAACUGUGUCAAACGCAGAUCGACGAGUGCGAGAGUAACCCCUGCCAGUUCGGAGGAAGAUGCGAGGACAGGAUAAACGGAUAUCAGUGCAUUUGCAGACCAGGGACUUCCGGUAUCAACUGCGAGGUGAACGUCAACGAGUGCUACAGCAAUCCCUGUAGAAACGGAGCCAGGUGCAUCGACGGUAUCAACAGGUACUCCUGCGAGUGCGAGCCAGGUUUCACGGGUCAGCAUUGUGAGACGGAUAUCAACGAGUGCGCCAGCAACCCUUGUGCCAACGGUGGUCGUUGCAUAGACCUGAUAAACGGCUUCCGGUGCGAAUGUCCACGUGGUUACUACGACGCUAGAUGUUUGAGCGACGUGGACGAAUGCGCGAGCAAUCCUUGCGUGAAUGGCGGCACCUGCGAGGACGGGGUGAAUCAGUUCAUCUGCCACUGUUUGCCCGGUUACGGGGGCAAAAGAUGCGAGGCGGACAUCGACGAGUGCGGCUCGAAUCCUUGCCAACAUGGCGGCACUUGCAACGAUCACCUCAACGGCUACAGCUGCAAAUGUCUGCCUGGUUACGCGGGAACGAACUGCGAGACGAACAUCGACGAUUGCGCUAACAAUCCUUGCCAGAAUGGCGGCUCCUGCAUCGAUCUUGUCAACGAUUACAAAUGCGUGUGCGAGCUGCCUCACACGGGCAGAAACUGCGAGGAUAAACUAGAUCCUUGUUCACCAAACAAAUGUCUUCAUGGCGCCAAGUGUUCACCGUCAUCCAACUUCCUCGACUUCGCCUGCACCUGUUCGGUCGGUUACACCGGCAGACUCUGCGACGAGGACGUUGACGAGUGCGUGAUGACAUCUCCGUGCAGAAACGGUGCUACCUGCAGAAACACCAACGGAUCUUAUCAGUGUCUCUGCGCGAAAGGAUACGAAGGACGAGACUGCAUCAUCAACACCGACGAUUGCGCCUCCUUUCCCUGUCAGAAUGGUGGCACCUGCCUAGACGGUAUCGGCGACUACACUUGUCUCUGCGUGGAUGGUUUCAGCGGCAAGCACUGCGAAAUCGACGUGGACGAGUGUCUGUCGCAACCUUGUCAGAACGGUGCUAUCUGCAAGGAGUACGUGAACUCGUACACGUGUCAGUGUCAGCUCGGAUUCUCUGGGAUAAAUUGUCAAACGAACGACGAGGAUUGCACGGACAGCAGCUGCAUGAACGGCGGGAAGUGUAUCGACGGUAUCAACAACUAUACCUGCGUUUGCAAGCCGGGUUAUACAGGAUCGAACUGCCAGUAUCGUAUCAACGAGUGUGAUAGUUCGCCCUGCUUGAACGGAGCCACGUGCCAUGAUCAUAUUCAGUAUUACACUUGUCACUGUCCGUACGGCUACACGGGAGCCAGAUGCGACCAGUAUGUCGAUUGGUGCGCGGAUAAUCCUUGCGAGAACCAGGCCACGUGCGUGCAGCACAAGAACAAGUACCACUGUAAUUGCUCGCCCGGUUGGACGGGCAAAGUUUGCGACGUGGAGAUGGUUUCGUGUAAAGACGCUGCGAUCAGAAAGGGAGUACCCGAGAAGAACCUGUGUAACAAUGGCAGUUGCGAGGAUAUCGGUAACAGUCAUCGUUGCCACUGUUUGGAGGGAUACACCGGCUCCUACUGUCAAGAAGAAGUCAACGAGUGUGACUCUGCUCCUUGCCAGAAUGGCGCUACCUGCAAGGAUUUGGUUGGGUCCUAUCAGUGCCAGUGCACCAAAGGUUUCCAAGGUCAAAACUGUGAGCUCAACGUGGACGACUGUAGGCCGAAUCCUUGUCAGAACGGUGGUACUUGCCACGAUCUCAUCAGCAACUUCAGCUGCUCUUGCCCACCUGGAACUUUGGGCUUCAUCUGCGAACUCAACGUCGACGACUGCGCUGUGGGCACUUGUCACAACAAUGGAACCUGCACGGACAAGGUUGGCGGGUUCGAGUGCAAGUGUCCACCGGGUUUCGUUGGUCCUAGAUGCGAGGGCGACAUCAACGAAUGCUUGUCCAAUCCGUGUGCGUCGCCAGGAACGCAGGACUGCGUGCAACUCGUCAACAACUAUCACUGCAACUGCAAACCUGGCUACAUGGGACGACACUGUGAAGUCAAGGUGAACUUCUGUGACAGUUCGCCAUGUCAGAACGGUGGAGUUUGCACGGCCAAACAAGCUGGACACACGUGCCUGUGCCAGAGCGAUUAUUAUGGAAGCAACUGCGAGUUCGCGGGGUCCUAUUGCGACAGAGAGCCCUGUUUGAAUGGCGGUACUUGCAGAGUUGCGGAAACCGAAGUUGGGUACAGAUGCUAUUGUCCUCCUGGAACCACUGGAACCCACUGCGAAUUGGAUGCUAGAGACGAGUGCGCCAGCAACCCUUGCCAACAGUCCAACACCGUCUGCAAGAAUCUUAUUGGCGAUUAUGCUUGCGACUGCCCGCCUAAAUGGACCGGCAAGAACUGCGAAAUUUACGACCCCAAUUAUGGAGGUGGCAUCUUUGGCAAUCCUAGCUCGCAUGUUCCGAAAGCUAUGAACGAGUACGAUCUUGAUCUUGAGAUGGAACGGAAGAAGUGUAUAAAGAACAGGUGCGAAGAGAAGUCCGGCAAUCAUCAUUGCGACGAAGAGUGCAACAGAUACGCCUGCAACUUUGAUGGAAACGAUUGUUCUUUGGGGAUCAAUCCGUGGCGCAAUUGCACAGCUCCGAUCAACUGCUGGGAUGUCUUCAUGAACGAUGUCUGCGACGAGGUUUGCAACAACGCUCAGUGUCUGUUCGAUGGAAGGGACUGCGAAAGAAAAUUAGCACCGUGCAAUCCCAUUUACGACGCCUACUGCCGCAAACACUAUGCCAAUGGACACUGCGAUUACGGCUGUAAUAAUGAAGAGUGCAACUGGGACGGUCUCGACUGCGACAGAGAACCACCCUCCUUAGCUGAAGGAGUGAUUUCCGUGGUGGUGAGAAUGGACAUGCAAACUUUCCGCUCGAACGUUGUCGCUUUCCUGAGGGACAUCGGCCACGAGUUGAGAACAACGUUGAGAGUGAAGCAAGACGAACUGGGCAAUGAUAUGAUAUAUCCCUGGAAAAGAGAAAAAGAACCAAGUCUCCAAACGAACUUCUUCGGCAGACCAACAACGGUUUACACCAACACCCAGAGCGGUGUGAUUGCUUAUCUGGAGAUCGACAACAGGAAAUGUACAGUAACGCAAGGAGCAGUAUGUUUCCCUUCAGCCAACGAGGCGGCAGAGUACCUGGCAGCAACCGCGUCCAAGCAUUCCUUGUCUCGAAACUUCCCCAUCGAACAAGUUCGAGGUGUGGUUGGUCCGCAGGGUCCAGAAUACCCGGACACGCCAACCAACUACAAGUAUGUCUUCAUCGGUGUGGUCAUCGUGGUACUCGGAGGAAUGCUCGUCGGUGUCCUGGUCACGGCACAGAGGAAACGGGCUGUGGGAGUCACAUGGUUCCCAGAAGGUUUCCUUCGCACCAGCAGCGGAAGUGGGCAGCGUCGAAGAUCCAGAAGACGAGGUCCGGAUGGCCAAGAGAUGAGAAAUCUGAACAAACAACCGUCAGUGAACUGCAUGGACCUGGAUGUAGGAAACGGAAGAGCACAACAGUGGUCCGACGAUGAAUCAGACUUACCACCGUCCAAGAGAAUGAGAGCGAUAGAGCCUGGAUACGCCAGCGAUCAUACAGCCAUCACCGACUACGAAGAAACGGAACCUCGCAUGUGGACUCAGCAACACUUGGAUGCUGCAGAGAUACGUAGACCCGACGCUGGAGUAUUGACACCACCUAGUCUCGAACACGGUCAGGAUGUGGAUGCCAGAGGACCCUGUGGAAUGACGCCAUUGAUGGUGGCUGCGGUUCGUGGCGGAGGGUUGGACACCGGAGAAGAAGAGGAUGAGAGUGACGGUACAGCUGCUGUGAUCGCCGACUUGGUCGCUCAAGGUGCUGACCUAAACGCUACUACGGACAAGAGCGGAGAGACGUCUCUUCACCUGGCGGCCAGAUACGCCAGAGCCGAUGCUGCGAAGAGGCUCCUCGACGCUGGAGCCGACGCCAAUUCCCAGGACAAUACUGGUAGAACACCUCUUCACUCUGCUGUCGCUGCAGACGCGAUGGGAGUGUUCCAGAUAUUGCUAAGGAACAGGGCAACGAAUCUCAACGCCCGUAUGCACGACGGCACUACACCGUUAAUUCUAGCCGCGCGUUUAGCCACCGAGGGAAUGGUGGAGGAUCUCAUUAACGCAGAUGCGGACAUCAACGCAGCCGAUAACAGCGGUAAAACGGCUCUGCACUGGGCAGCAGCUGUUAACAAUGUUGACGCUGUAAACAUACUCCUCGUUCACGGCGCGAACAGAGACGCCCAGGACGACAAGGACGAGACACCGUUGUUCCUUGCUGCCAGAGAAGGCAGCUUCGAAGCUUGCAAGGCAUUGUUAGAUACAUUCGCCAACAGAGAGAUCACCGAUCACAUGGAUCGAUUACCAAGGGACGUAGCCAGCGAGAGAUUGCAUCACGACAUCGUUAGAUUGCUCGACGAACACGUGCCUCGAUCCCCGCAGAUGGUCACCAUGAUACCAAACGGUCCUCUUAUGGGAUCUCCAAAUCACCCACAACUCAUCACGCAUCCAACGGUGAUCGGUUCCGCCCCGAAGCAGGCGAAAUCGAAGAAACGACCGAAAACAGGGACAGCGGGAAACCCAAACAGUCCCGACUCGGAAGGAGGAGUUGUAGUGGUGAGGCGAAAGCCGUCGGUAAAGAAGCCACCGGCGAAGCGCGGUGCUCAGCCGCCGAAUCAAGAAAUUCCUCAGGGAGCAGAGGGCGCGGAAGGGAAUUUACCGAGCCCAUACGACAGUGCGAGCCUGUACAGCAACGCCCAACCUCUAGUGGGUCAUACGGUCACGGCAAAACAGCCACCACCGUACGAGGAUUGCAUAAAGGGUCAAUCCAUGCAGGGUCUUCAGCAGUUGGGGUUAGACACGUUCACGACUAACUACGGUCUGCCUAAUUUUCACGACCAACUGUUAGCGCCGCACCAACGGCAAGCUCAAGGCAUGGUGAACACGUUGUCACCACCAUACAGUAAUCAAUCUCCGCCACACUCAGUGCAGUCGAACAUGACCUUGUCGCCACAGGCGAGUUACAUGGGUUCACCGUCUCCGGCGAAAAGCAGGCCGUCGUUACCCACUUCACCUACGCACAUCGCCGCCAUGCGACAGGCGACACAUCAGAAACACGGUGGAAUGCCACCGGUAGGUUUUGACUUCGAGAAUCUUCCUUACUCGUCGAGUCAACAACAGCAGCAGCAACAACAGCAACAACAACAGCAGCAGCAGCAAAUGCAGCAGACGCAGCAGCAAAUUCAACAGCAGCAGCAGCAACAACAACAGCAGCAGCAACAGCAGCAGCAGCAGCAGAGCACGCAACAGCAGCAGCAACAACCACAGCCGCAGCAACAGACGCAACAGUACUACCAGUACUUGACGCCACCGUCUCAUCACUCCGGACCCGACGUCACACCGCAACACCUGAUGCAGGCGCCCGAAAGUUUUCCGACACCGUCGCCCGACAGUCCAGGACACUGGUCUUCCAGUUCCCCACAUUCGAACAGCGACUGGUCCGAGUGCAUGGCAUCGCCGAACGCGUACGGCGCCGGGGCUGCCCACCAAAGCAACAAAGGCUCCGAGGCGAUCUACAUAUGAAGCCGGCGAUGCUCUCUUGCUCGCACGAGUAGAUCGUGAGCCGUGAAAAGCGCACAUGAACUGCCUGUGAUUGACUCGUCGAGUUCGAGGGUGAUCGUCGCCUAUGGUUUUUUCUCGUAGCGUCUUGUUGUUGGUAUCUUUGCGUAGGGAUCCGCAGGUGCGACCGUUCGUAACGCUCUAUCUCUACUUUGUCUCCUUUUUUUCCUGUGAGGAUAAAAAUGCGAACGAGGACGACGUACUUCGUCCUCGACGGAGCGUUCACGAAAUGCGUACACUACUACGGCUGCUAUAUAUAUAUAUAUUUAUAAAUAUAAAUAUAGACGAGUAAUUUUAUAUAUGUAUAUGUACGCGAGGAGAUGUUCUGUUCUCUUUGGAUCGGAAACACACGCCGUUUUAACGUGCUCGUUCAACGAUUGUGCCUUCUUCCGGAUAAUAUUACUUCCCCCGCUUGCUCGUGGUAACACGCGGCUCAACGAACAAUGGUGCCUUCGACUUGCCACAGUGUGAAGAACCGAUAGACAGUUUUUUAAAUAAUCGUAAUUGAAUAAAUAUAUAUAUAUAUUUUUUGUUUGUCGCGCGCACACGCGUGUGUAAUUGACUGUUGCAUCGAGGAAUCGUCGCGCUCAGGUGUCCUUCAUGCAAUUCUGAAUUACUUUUAGAGAUGUGCGAGGAGUUUUCCGAUCGAUGGAACACGAGGGUCCAACGCAAUUUCCACGACUAUUUCACGAACCUGUAUGCUCCUAAGGAGAAAUAUUUUUUAUUUAUAUAUAAAUAUAUAUAUAUACAUAUACAUAGAAAUUUUGUAACGAAUUAAGUGUAUUUUUCACGCGACUGCCUUUGUAAUUGUUAAAGCCACGAAAAGUCUGCCAAAUAGCGAACGACGAAAAUAUCAAGACACGUGUUGAUACUUUUCCUUCUUUAUACUUUUUUCUACGAUAGUAUAUUGCGAUAGAUCUGAUACGAGAUUCGACAAUAAAUAACGCGGUUAAGGUUCUCGAUAGCUGUUGUUGAAAGACACAUACGAAUUUGAUAUUUUCCGUCGUGUACGAUCGUCGAACAUCGAACAUUGUAAUCGGUACGUAAAAUGUGUACGUAAAUUUAGAGAUUGUUGAACAGGUGUAAUUAAGGAUGAUCAAUGUGUUCAAAAUUGUGGCAAACAGAGAUGUUUUUACAGCGAUAAGAGGAAGCAAAAAAUAAGGAAUUGUAAAAGCGAAAAAAGACAACGGAUAAGUUACACCCCUCCAAUCUACAGUUAUCUAAAUGAUAAGUUAGAAAACUCCCAAUUAUUAUGAUAGAUCUUUGUUAUUCCUUGUAACUUGUAAAAAGUACUGAGUUUUAUUAGUAUUAACUAUUCCAUAAGCUAAGGAUUUGUUUCGGUCCUAUGUGUAUCCUGCCACUUCUUUCCCCUGUCCCUUCCCUAUCGUCCCAUUACUUCCGGUACCCGAUCCUCAUAUUUUUUAUAAGUUAUGUCUUUUUAAACAGAUGUAAUAAUAAAGAUAAUCUAACGUUCACAAUA
Molecule: messenger RNA, 9729 nt
Organism: Megachile rotundata (alfalfa leafcutting bee)
Lineage: Eukaryota; Metazoa; Arthropoda; Insecta; Hymenoptera; Megachilidae
Gene: N
Product: neurogenic locus Notch protein
Biological process (GO): Notch signaling pathway; regulation of developmental process; cell differentiation
Cellular component (GO): cell surface; signaling receptor complex; plasma membrane
Molecular function (GO): calcium ion binding; protein binding
Source: RefSeq, a predicted model, not a curated record